Cladocopium goreaui is the source of this 2754-nucleotide messenger RNA. The record is from the annotation of a GenBank genome assembly. NCBI's taxonomy places the organism in Eukaryota, Dinophyceae, Suessiales, Symbiodiniaceae.
AUGGCGGUUCCCAAUGAUGAUCUCUCUUUGUCGGCUGCUAUCGAGGCCACAGAGCAUCUGACUUUGAGGGAGUUGACUACUCAUGUUCAUGUGGGGCCCCUCCCCAUAGGCACCAUGACACCGCUCGCGCUGCCUCUGAAGGAGAUCAAUCCCAAUAGUCCAGCCAUCAAGCACUUCCUCGACAUCAUCUACGAUGUGGAUCCAAACCGGGUCAAUGUGGACAACCUCAAGGCCAUCAUCCGGAAUCAGGCUUGGAGUGAACUUCCUGACGUCAUGCAGAUGGCUAGCAGGCCCACCUUUGACUAUGUGAGCCAGUACUUUCUGCUUCCACAGGUAAAUGAAAAGGUCUGUCUCAUCAAGCAUUUCUACAUCAAGGAUGACAAAAUCAAGGGACAAUAUGUCGCACGCUUGGUGAAGGGCCAGGGCUUUGAGAUCUCAUGGCAAGGGGUCAACAAGCACAAGGCAAGGAGGGGAUUCCAAUACAUGCUGGAGCAGCUCGGUGGCAAUCAAUUCCGACGUUUCUCUUUGAGUGCUGAAAAGCGCAAAGUCAUUGCAGGCCGUCCCCCUGCAAAUGGAGAGGAUCAGGAUGCUGGGUGGGAUUUCAUCAUCCAACAUGGAGAACGUGACAAGGGCAACCUCAAGCAACUCCGCUGGAUCCACCGCAACAUCAACGGCGAUGGUAGUCCUAUCCAUGGAUGGAAUGAAAAGCUCGUUCAAAGGGCUUUGGACUCUUUGGCCAAUGAUGGCACCAUGGCGGCUGUCAUCUCCCGGUACAACCUCACUAUUGAUGCCCUUGAGCCCGAUGUCCUUGAGAUCAUUGAGAAAGUUGUUCCUCACCUUCGUGGCCAUGCUCUCUGGCUUCUUGGAGAACCCGGUGUUGGGAAAUCAGCCAGUGACUUCGAUUUCUUUAGGGGCGUCUUCUUCGACAAGACCUGCCCUGCUCUCCAUGAUGAUGGAGAGAUCGGGGGGGAGUUGAUCAAGAAGAAGAAAGCCUUCAGCGACGUUGGCGACCAGGAGACUAUCCUCAAGGAAAGGUGGACUGCCGCCAAAUUUGUGCAACAUCAAAUGAGAAUCGUGCUUGACAACCAGUAUGAUCCAGCCGAUGAGCCCCCAGAGGUUGCGUUGGAAGAUUUCAUCUCGCAUACUGCCUUCAUGAAGUUGGUGAAGCCUGCUUUGGGCUCCAUUGCUGCUGCAGAUGCCAGAGCCAUCCUCAAACGUGCAGUCUUCAUGGUCUUCACCAAAGAAUUCAUCUACUACCGUUUCCCCACGGAGAAGGAAGUUGAUGUGAAGCGUCUGAAGUGGCCUCGUGGUGAUCUCCUGAAAGACUCCUGCAAGCACAUCAUUGGCAACAUGAAGGCAGGAGGUCCCAUGCCUGAUGACUAUGAAGAUCGACAAGAGUUUCCUGGACAACGUUUUCGCCAUCUUCGCUCUGCUUCUGUGUUCAUCAAUCUCAGUGACACACCUCCCCGUGCCUCUGGAGGUGCUUCAUCCCAGCAAGAUGAGAUCUCUCUUCCUGCAGUUGGAGAAGCUCCUGAUGAAGGUGAACUUGAAGCAGACAACAGCGGUGGUGCUUCCUACAACGACGCUUGCUUGAUCGUGUCCUUGCAGAAUCUUGGCUUGCCUGUCUCUUGCCCUUCCCAUGGUCCCUUCUCAGUCUCCUUUGGGAAUACUCUUCUCUUGCCUUUGGGAGUACAAAUGUGCAAUUUGAUCCGUCCAAAGUCUUUGGCAAAUGGCAACUACAUUGUCCAUGACAAGUCGCAUGCCCACUUCUUUGCACUGCAAGUUCGAGAAGGUUUGAUUCUCAAGAAAGAUGGAGACCACACAUCACGCUUGUCUCUGAGCACAGUGAUGAAUAUGUUGACCUCCGAUGUGUAUACCUUCUACAUCUUUCAGAGGCAGUCUCCCGCGGCAUCGCUCUCAGUAGGAUGCAGUGGGAGGACAUGCUAUGGCCACAACUACCGCUGGGAAAAUGGCAAGAAGAUCAAUACAGUAGCUCUUGCCGAUUUGACUGAUGAUGUGCUCUUCAUCAAUUCCAAGAAGGCCUUCUCUGUCAAGUACUUGAAGUAUCACGAGGAGCUUUUCUUUCGUGGUCAUUUGUCCAGUGCUGCAGUCUCUCAUGCAUAUCAUACCGUUCAUGAAGAUGCUGAUGCGCAUAUCUUGUCUCAUUUCCACAAGCUUCACGGCAAUGCCAUCUUCUAUUUCAUGGCUAUUCGAGAGCUGGAGGCUUUGGACGUGCACCAGUCCAUUGUCAUCGAUGAUGAGUUGAAUGAUGCCCACCUCGAGCUAUAUGAAUCUUAUUGUCUCAGCUCUUUGCUUCCACCAGCAGAUCGUCGCAAAGUCACUUCCCUUGUCAUUGACGGUCAUCAGAAGGUCAAGAUGCAGUGUGCCGAAGCCCCCUCCAAGCGUGCAGGGCGCCCACGCAAAUCUGAGACAACCGUUGGAAAUUACACAAACGGUUGGAUGAUGGCCUGCGACCCCACCUCUGGGCGCAUACUUGGAUUGCAGAGCAUGUUUGAGCCUGAAGACAACCAAGUUGCUUCUGACACACUGGAGAAGAUCUUAUGGCUGUAUCCAAAGGCAGAUUGCUUGAUCUAUGAUCGUGCUUGUGCCUUCCAGUCCUUUGCCAAUGCCAAUGCCAACUUGGAGCAGAUCAAAUUCUCCUCUGUUGAUGCAUUCCAUGCGCAUUCUCAUUCCAAGACGUGUCCUUGCAACCCCCGUGCUUCGGUCUAUACGCAUAUUUUUUUGCAAACCUAG